AUGGACUUUCCUCAACUAAAAGCAUGGCUGCGAUUACCUGGUGAAAGACAAAAUGUCUCUAUAUACGACAUAAAAUUCUAUCCAUACUCAGAGCCGGGUGAGGAUCCCAUCUUUGCCGCCGUGGCAGAAAGAGAGAUCUACAUAUGCAAGCCUGUCCGCAAGUCAGCCACCUCCAAGACUAACAAUCUGGAAGUCUUGACUGUGCUCGAGGACCCUGAUGAAGACUCUUCUCUCAACAGUGUUGCAUGGUCAGUGGACAUUGAUACAGACGAGCCCCUCGUUUGUGUCGCUGGAUCUGGAUCAAAGAAUAUCAAAAUCUUCAAUGUGGUUACAGGAGAGCUGGUUCGGAUUCUUUAUGGACACGGUGGCGCCAUCAACGAUUUGGUCACAUCACCUGUCUCGCCACAGAUUCUGGCGUCGUGCUCCGGCGACUACACAAUUCGAAUAUGGAACUUGGAUGCCCGCUAUCGCAGGCAGCCAUGCGCAGCGAUACUCUCGGGAGAAGGUCAUAGGCAGACGAUUCUUUCAAUUGCUUUCCAUGACAACGGUAGGUGGUUGUUAAGUGGUGGGCAGGAUACGAUGAUCUGCUUGUGGAGCCUCCCACCCGUGCCAGACGAGAACGCAGGCACAGACAAACCGACGGUAGUAGUCUAUCCACAUUUUGCCAGCAUUGGCAUGCACUCAGACUACGUAGACUGUGUUAGAUUCUGGGGCGACCUCGUCCUAUCUAAAGCAUCUACAGGAAACAACAUCAAAGUUACCAGAGGAGAGAUAAUGCUCUGGAAAAUCGAUGGCUUUUUCUCAGGUAACGACAACCCACCAGAACCACCCAUGCCAGGAUAUGGUCGACCGACACGUUCUGCCUUUGGCGAGGGUUUCCAACGAUUAUCCACUUUCGACGUGACCAACGUGGAACCAUUCUAUAUGCGAUUCGGCCUCUUGAAGGAACAUAACUACCGGCCUAUACUCGUCAUGGGCAACAUCAAGGCUCGCUUCUUUUUCUGGGAUCUGCAGAGGUUUGAGGAGCGCCGCUCUACUGGCAAAAUCCGGACUUCUAUUGCUCAGGACAAUGAGCGGAUCAGAGACAUAAUCGAUCAAAACCGCAGGAGGAAACAUGGUGUUGAUCAAGUCUUCAGCAAGAAAACUGCUGCCGGUCAAGUCCUGACUAUUAACACACGCGCCAGUAGUACUACUGGUAGCGACACCAGCGAUAAAGAUCAAUCACCUGUCGUCAAGAGCGACACCGGCGAUAAAGAUCCACCCCUUCUUGUUAAGAACAAUAAGCGAAAAAGAGAUCUCAAAGAACGGGUUUUGCUCAACAACGCAGAAAGAGCAAGUAGUGCUAACAGCGACUUGACUCUGACUCGCGCAAGCAGCCGCAUAAGCAAAGCUCCUACACCAGUCCCUACACCAGCCCCUACCUCCGCUCCUAUAUCAGCACCUACACCAACCCUUGUCAAAAAGCAAUCCAUGACCCCAGACUCGCUAAACAAAUCUUCCCGACAUACCUCUGAGACAGCAGAUCCUAAACCAGAACUACCUCCCCGAAGCAUGAGAAACUACAUCAGACACGCCGCUCAUAAGACGACGGUAGUCAACUGUCCCAUUGAUUUCGCAUGCAGAGCGAUUGAUUGGAGUCUCGAUGGCAAAUGGUGUGUUGGUGUUGGCGAUCAUGGCAUGAUUGCGGUAUUUGGACGUUGGCUGGAUAAAUGA
Aureobasidium melanogenum CBS 110374 is the source of this 1713-nucleotide messenger RNA. Its product is annotated as WD40 repeat-like protein. NCBI's taxonomy places the organism in Eukaryota, Fungi, Ascomycota, Dothideomycetes, Dothideales, Saccotheciaceae. Gene Ontology annotation, molecular function: nucleosome binding; protein binding. The transcript has 11 exons. Gene Ontology annotation, biological process: negative regulation of transcription by RNA polymerase II. The coding region runs from base 1 to 1713 and encodes 570 amino acids. Gene Ontology annotation, cellular component: ESC/E(Z) complex. The record is from RefSeq and is a predicted model, not a curated record.